This is a messenger RNA of Cryptomeria japonica (Japanese cedar), 1195 nucleotides long. RefSeq lists its product as uncharacterized. NCBI's taxonomy places the organism in Eukaryota, Viridiplantae, Streptophyta, Pinopsida, Cupressales, Cupressaceae. The record is from RefSeq and is a predicted model, not a curated record. The transcript is spliced from 2 exons. Bases 93 to 962 code for a protein of 289 amino acids.
CAAGCACAUGUCCAACAAUAGAACUAUUUAUUUUUAGGUUAUUUUCAUUUAAGUGCAGUUAUACAGUUUCGGGACAUGCAAAGAAGAAAGCAAUGCAUUCGAUCGUACAUUUCCCAUCCCCGACCCUUUCUCUUUCACCUAAAAUCUCCUCAUUCAAAGCCCCUCUUUUUGUGCUGACCAACAACUUUUUACCACCUAGAUUUCAUGGCUCUGUGUGUAGAUGCAUUUCAUCAUCAUAUAAUUCCAGAAAACCACCAGGCUCAUCGAAAACCCCUAAAACACCAGUGCCCAAGUCACCAACACCCAAACCAAAAUCACCUAAAUCAGCAGGUCUCAAAACACCACCACCCAAACCAUCAACACCCACUGCAAAAUCCAAUGUGUCUGAUUCCACUGAAUUCCUGGACGCCCAGGACUGGUCCUUCCUAGCUGAAACCUCCAGCUGGAUCAACCAAAAUAUGGCAACUGUAGUAGCUGCAGCCCAGCUGGAACAAGACUCAAAAGUUGUUCUCUGCAUGGGAACAGAACGGUUUGUGGACUACUUAUGCUCUGUUGAACCUUCUAUUGCAUUAUCAGUCCUUCAUUAUUCUUUGAUGGAGUUGGCCAAUAUAAAGGAGAACCACGACAGUGUGAGGUGCAGGCAAGGUGACAUUGCGGGCAUACCUCCUUCUUGGAGUAAAUUGGAUGUGGUGUUCAUAAACUUUCUACCAGCACUCCUUUGCCCCCUUUCUCAAAUAUUUCAAGCUCUUGUCAAGAUGUGCGCACCAGGUGCAAGAGUGAUUAUCAGUGACACUCAGGGAAGGGCUCAGUUAAAUGUAAACAAGCAAAGCUAUCCAGGUGUUAUUAAUGGUGAUUUGCCUGAUAAAGUAGAAUUAGAAAAGGUUAUGCAGGGAUAUCCUAUACAGCUUGUCAGCUUUAGAGAUGAGCCCGACUUCUAUCUUGCUGUUCUGAAGGUUGCUUAGGUUGAAAAUUCUAGAGCAUGAGCUCAUAUACUUGUUUUUGCCGGGAUAAUGUUUUUGUCUGAAGGAUGGAGAGGCUUUAGGACUUGUUUUAUUUCAAAGCUUGAAGUGGAUCACAUUUUCAGUUGAGCAUCAGGCUUUGAACAAACGUUGUGCUUGGUCCAUUUGUAUUUUUUAAUUGAAACUCCUUAAUCUGCCCAAAAAAACUUAAAAAGCGGAGAAGGAUUGUUGUUUUA